GCCGAAAAUAACGCGCUCGAUCGGUAAAAACUUUAGGCUUUAGGCACGCCAAAGCACACAAUAUUGGUGAGAAAGUCACUUUCGUUCAGAUCAGAUUUACUUUUAUAUCUUUACUUCAUUUGCUUGAUAUUUUAUCCCAUGCAUCGUAGUCAAUCGUAGUUUAGAUUGGAGAACGAACGGAGGAACAUCGAGCCUGUCGGUAGUGUCGGUUAUUUCUUGUUUCCGAUAUCGCCCGGCGCCCGGCGCCCGGCGCAAGAGUUGUCAGUUGUCAGGGUUGUCGGACGACGUGGCCGAUGAUUGAGUAUGAAGAGUAGAGGAGUAUGAGUAUGGUGGGCAGUGCAAAUAAAACGACGAUAUUAUCACGAGUUUCCGAUAUGUCACGCAGCGAGGCUCAAUAAAGCGGGUAUUGUUUGCGAGUUGGAUUCUCUGGCCACGUUUCAACGUCGUUUCGAUUUCCCGGCUCCGCUGUCGCACGACGCGGACGUUGCAACAUGGGUCUGUGCAAGUGUCCGAAAAGAAGAGUAACGAACCAAUUUUGUUUUGAACAUCGCGUCAAUGUAUGCGAACACUGCAUGGUUACGAGUCACCCAAAGUGUAUAGUGCAGUCAUAUUUACUAUGGCUCCAUGACCAUGAUUACAAUCCAGUUUGUACGCUAUGUUCGGAUAAAUUGAGCGACGGCGAUUGUAUAAGAUUAACGUGCUAUCACAUGUAUCAUUGGGUAUGCUUGGACCGAUACGCCAGAGAUCUGCCGGCGACUACUGCCCCAGCGGGAUACGCUUGUCCUACGUGUAGAGUGUGUAUUUUUCCACAACCAAAAUUGGUAUCGCCAGUCGCAGAUGUUUUGAGAGAGAAAUUAGCCACUGUCAACUGGGCUCGAGCUGGUCUUGGCUUACCAUUGCUAAGUGACGAUAGGGAACAAAAACCAGAACACGAACGGUCUUCGAUAACUGUAGAAAACUCUCUGUUCCAAAAUCAUACAGCAGCUAUACCGUCGUCACCCACGGUGGCUGUGUCUCGUACAAGCAGUACCAUAAAUUCAAAUUCCAUCGUCAGCAAUGUACAUGCGAACAAUCAGAAGCUUGGCCCACCUUAUUCGGUUGUAAAUAUAGAUUCGUCUCUGGGAUUAUCUACUCCGGCAUCUAGGAAGGUAUGCGAAGCUUACGACGAUCCAAAGGACAUGUCCUUCGAUCACGAUGAGAACAAAUACCAACGCAAGUCAGCCAUAGAAUGGUUCCGAAGAUGGUGGAAACUGAUAUCGAGAGCACCAGUACGACGAAAAACUGCGGGAUCUCUGUAUAAGAGAUACGCAAUAUUGUCCGUUAUCGGUAUAUUGUUCUUCGUUGGAAUUAUUUUGCUCUUUUCGUGGCUAGGCAGAAUGGCGACGGAUGGCGAUCCAAAUUUCGACGUGAUAGCGAAUCCUAAUCUGAAAUUCGGCGAGAAGUCUGUAAUUUAAUAUGUCGUGCAUCACGAGGGGUAAUAAUCGUCGGUCACGAG
Messenger RNA from Temnothorax curvispinosus, 1495 nucleotides. Its product is annotated as zinc finger protein-like 1. NCBI's taxonomy places the organism in Eukaryota, Metazoa, Arthropoda, Insecta, Hymenoptera, Formicidae. The record is from RefSeq and is a predicted model, not a curated record. Bases 492 to 1454 code for a protein of 320 amino acids. Gene Ontology annotation, cellular component: Golgi apparatus. The transcript has 3 exons.